CUGUACACAGCGCCAAAUCCAUGGGAUGCGUACUGUCUCUCUGUCUGUUGGUCUGUAUGUGUGUAUGUGUCCAUCAUGACCCAAUUGUAAUGUGCUUGUGACUGGUCAUGAACUCUUAGAAGGCUGGUUGACCUGUAGGCUUCUACUGGUGGAGGCCCCGUGUUCCCAUAGCACCCGUGCUCACCCACCCCAAAUCCUCUUCUUAUCCGAAAUUGAAAGCCCGGAUUGGUGCCGAGUCGAUCCAUGGAUAGGAUGGUUCCCAGCUCGCGCGAAUCUCGCCUGGAUUGAGGAUCGUCAGCGCUGAAUCGAGAGGGAAUCCACAUCAUCACCGGACUUGGACGGAGCAUCAUGGUCAAGGCCAAGUGGCGACUGGCCUUGGCCGUUCUCUUUGGCACGGGGGCCAUCAUCCUGCUGUCCAAAGUCUCGCUACAGGGCUCGACCACGUUCACGAGGGAGGAAUACGGCCAUGCGGGCCAUGGGAUUCAGCUCCGGAACUUGAAACAGCCCUUCAAUUGGCAUGAGGACCAGGAAUGGGCCGAAGGCGGUGGAGGCGGUGGAGGAGGACCCCCGGGAACGGGCGGGCAGCAUAAUGAGACCACGCACGAGAUCUCCACAUGUCGAAACUCGGUCCAAGGCAAGAUGAUCAUUGCCGAUGACAAAGGUUUUGUUUGUCAUCGGAAUGAUGUUCUACAGAGUGGAUGCUGCCACGAAAACGCUACCUCAUCUCGCAGAUACUCAUGUGACGGUUGCAGUGAGAGCUCUGGCUGUUGCAAGGUUUAUGAGCAUUGUAUUUCUUGUUGUAUGGACCCGAAACGGAAACCCGUUCUAAUGAAUGUGUUGAACGAAGCUAAUGCUCUCAAGAAUAUUUUACUCUUGAGUGUUUCGGACCACUUCGAAUUGUGUUUAGCGAAAUGUCGGACAAGCUCGAGUUCGGUGCACCACGAGAAUGUUUACAUCAAUCCCAUGGACAAUUUCUGCUUCUCCAAGGGUCCAGCCGCUCAUUCCGAGGAGAAAAGCUAAUGUUUACACUCUCUGUAUUGGGAAAAGCGCAUGCAAAGCACGAAAAAAAUGAAGAAGCCCCGAAGAAUACUCCGUGUCAGGAAAGAAGCCUGCCUCCCAAAAGAAACUCUCAUUGUGAUAACGUUGAAUGCAUUUUAGGUUUAAGCAUAAUCAUGUCCCGUCACUCUGUCUCUCGUUUGACACUAGUGCUUCAAUAGAUUUCUAGUCAUGUUCACUCUUAAA
Tigriopus californicus is the source of this 1242-nucleotide messenger RNA. RefSeq names its product SREBP regulating gene protein-like. The transcript has 4 exons. The record is from RefSeq and is a predicted model, not a curated record. Gene Ontology annotation, biological process: positive regulation of SREBP signaling pathway. Lineage: Eukaryota; Metazoa; Arthropoda; Copepoda; Harpacticoida; Harpacticidae. The coding region runs from base 349 to 1020 and encodes 223 amino acids.